Medicago truncatula (barrel medic) is the source of this 5277-nucleotide messenger RNA. RefSeq lists its product as uncharacterized. Gene Ontology annotation, molecular function: protein binding. The record is from RefSeq and is a predicted model, not a curated record. The transcript is spliced from 9 exons. Gene Ontology annotation, cellular component: cytoplasm. Lineage: Eukaryota; Viridiplantae; Streptophyta; Magnoliopsida; Fabales; Fabaceae. The coding region runs from base 101 to 4528 and encodes 1475 amino acids.
CAUCGUAAUUUAAUCAAACCGAAACUCAUAAAUAAAUCGCAAUUAACAACACGAAAUGCAGAUUGAUGGAGUGAGGUAACAAAAUCGAAUCGAAUAAUCAAUGAAGUGCAGAUCCGUUGCGUGCAUAUGGUCAGGCACACCUUUCCCUUCCGCUCACAAAGUAACCGCCGUCGCCGCUUUCACCCAACCACCGUCACCUGCCGCCUUUUACACCGCCGGAUCCGAUGGCUCCAUCAUCUGGUGGUCCCUCUCCACUUCCGCCUCCACCUCCUCCCCGCAAGUUAAAGCGGUGGGAGUGUUGUGUGGUCACGCAUCACCAAUCACUGAUCUCGCUCUUUGCAGCCCCAUCACAGCUGAAGAAAACGAUCAUGUUUCAAGUAAAACUAAUUUUAGUGCUUUAAUAAGUGCUUGUUGUGAUGGUUUCUUGUGUGUGUGGAGUAAAAGCAGUGGACAUUGCCGUUGUAGAAGAAAAUUGCCACCUUGGGUUGGUACUCCUAUGGUAAUUCGAACACUUCCUUCGACACCGAGAUAUGUAUGUAUAGCUUGUUCUUUUGUGGAUAAUUCUGUUAAUGAUGAGUUAGGAGAUAGAGAAAAUCACCACAAAAAGUCCUCUAAAUCUACUAUCCUUAUUGUGGAUACAUAUUUGCUUUCCAUUACACAAACUGUUUUUCAUGGAAAUUUAUCCAUUGGUCCCAUUAAGUUUAUGUCACUAGUCUUUUCUGAUGAUGACGAAAAGAGGAACUCAGUGUUUUUAGCUGAUUCUUAUGGGAAACAGCAGACAGUUCCGAUAUCAGAUGAGCCUCGUGAUUGUGUGGAAAGCGUGUCGAGUCCGCACAGCGAUAAAUUUCCAUUGGAAAGUUCUUUUUCGACAGAGGGAUUCAAUGGUGUGGAUCAAGUUAUUUCAGUUUUAACCUUUGGAAAUACUGUUGCUUUUAUAUUGAAAGAUAAAUGUAUUUUUAGGUCAUUGUCUAGUGAUACCAUGAUUGGAGAGGUUUCUUUUGUGGACAGCCUCUUCUUUUCAAACGGACAUUCCACUGAAGCUCGUGCUGUUGGUGGAGUUGUUCUUGAAAGUGAUGAUAUGGGGAAUACACCUGAUACCUAUGAAAGCGGCAACUUGAUUCCAGCACACUUUGUUGUGUGGAAUAAUAGAGGUUAUGCAAUCAUUUAUGAAAUGUCGUAUCAGAAUGAUGUUUUUCAAUGUGAACCCCAUUCCGAGAUUCCUGCUGGUCAUUAUCAACCUGAUAUAAGGUUGUCUGUUUUUUUCCUACAAGUAAAUGAAAAUCUUGUGUGCGUCAAAUCAGUUUGCUUUCAUCACGAGGAACCUUUACUAUGGAGACCACAUAUCACAAUUUGGUCGCUGCAUCAAUUUGAAGAUAAACUCGGACAAUUGUGCCGUCAAUGCAGAAUGAUCGGUGAUGGUGUAUUUUCCACCAACUGGUUUGAGUCCACUCAGCUCGACGGACAUGGUGAUCUAGAGAUUAAAUCAACCUUUGGUGGUGCAAGUCCAGGUUCUGAGGACAUGGACAUCAUAAAUGAGAAGGGCAUAAGUAAUUAUUAUCCUUACAAGGGGAAGAUAGUAUCUUCUUCCAUGAUUAUUGCUGAGAACCUCUUUACACCUUAUGCUGUCGUAUAUGGAUUUUUUAGUGGAGAAAUAGAGGUUGUAAGAUUUGAUCAGUUUCAAGAGAUUUUUCUGGACGAUGCAAGUUCCAAUCCUGAUGAAAAGUCAACUGCACACAAACAGAAUUUCUCGGGACAUACAGGUUCUGUACUUUGUUUGGCAGUACAUCAAAUGAUGUGUAGUGCAAAAAGCCGCACUUUUAAACGGGUUCUGGUGUCUGGCAGUAUGGAUUGCACAAUUCGUAUAUGGGAUCUUGACAGUGGCAGUCUUAUUAAGGUAAUGCAUCAUCAUGUGGCUGCAGUGCGUCAAAUUAUUCUUCCCCCAUCUUUGACUGGGCAUCCUUGGAGCGACUGCUUUCUUUCAGUUGGAGAGGAUGCAUGUGUUGCCCUUGUUUCUCUUGAGACUCUGCAGGUGGAAAGAAUGUUUCCUGGACACGUGAACUAUCCUUCAAAAGUUUUAUGGGAUGGAACAAGAGGCUAUAUUGCCUGUCUUUGUCAAACACAUUAUGGAACUUCUGAUGGUGAUAUAUUAUAUAUUUGGGACGUAAAGACAGGUUCCCGGGAGCGACUCAUACGUGGGACAGCAGCGCAUUCUUUGUUCGAUCAUUUUUGUAAAAGUAUUAGUAUGAAUUCUAUAUCUGGCUCAGUGCUGAAUGGAAAUACGUCAGUCUCUUCAUUACUUCUUCCAAUAGUUGAUGAUGCAAGGUUAUCUAACUCUCCCUUAAAUCAUACAGAGAACUUGCUUACUUCAUCAAAGUCAUCGCCAAGCAUUUCAAGUAUGACUGAGCUGAAUUCUUCCAAACCUAAUGCAGGUAAAGGAAAUUCAGCAAAGCCAAGUUCAUCUUAUCUGUUUGGUCUUUUGAGUGACAACCUUCCUAUCAAAUGCACUUGUCCAUUCCCUGGUAUUGUGUCUCUUAGUUUUGAUCUUGCAUCAUUGAUGUUCUCUUUUCAAAAGAAUGAGUCCAUGGAGAGUGGUGAGGGCAAGCCAGUGAAUAUCAAUUUGAAGCAGCAGGGUGUUCAGGAGCAAAAUCCAAGCCACCAUAAUCCAGAAACUUCAGAGGGCCACAAUUGGGUUAGCCUUUUUGAAGAAUACUUACUGCGAUACAGUUUGUCAUUUUUACAUUUGUGGAACGUAGACAGUGAGCUUGAUAAUUUGCUGAUAAGUGAUAUGAAACUGAGGAGACCAGAAAAUUUUAUAUUAGCUUCGGGUCUGCAGGGGGAUAAAGGGUCAUUGACAUUGUCAUUUCCUGGUCAGAGUGCCACUCUUGAGCUAUGGAAAUCAUCAUCUGAGUUUUCUGCAAUGAGAUCAUUGACGAUGGUAUCCCUUGCCCAACGUUUGAUUAGCUUGUCUCACUCAAGUUCAGCAGCCAGCAGCGCUUUAGCAGCAUUCUAUACCCGGAAUUUCAUGGAAAAUUUUCCAGAUAUGAAGCCACCUUCGUUACAGCUUUUGGUGGCUUUUUGGCAAGAUGAAAGUGAGCAUGUACGUAUGGCUGCACGCUCUAUAUUUCACUGUGCUGCCUCUCAUGCUAUUCCUCUACCUCUAUGCAAUUCAAAACCUAGUGAGUCAAUUAAUACAAUCUCCCAAACUGGAAGUAGAGACAAACAUCUGGGAGAUGUGAUAGUAGAAAGGAUAUCUCCUAAGGCAGAAAAACAAGGAAUGUCCCAAGAUGAGGAAUCCAAGAUACUGACUUGGCUAGAAUCAUAUGAAGUGCAAGAUUGGAUUUCUUGUGUUGGUGGAACAAGUCAAGAUGCAAUGACAUCUCACAUUAUUGUUGCUGCUGCACUGGCUAUCUGGUAUCCUAGUCUUGUAAAACCUAGGCUUUCCACGUUAGUUGUUCAUCCAUUAAUGAAGUUGGCUAUGUCCAUGAACGAGAAGUACAGCUCCACUGCUGCUGAGCUCCUUGCAGAAGGCAUGGAGAGCACGUGGAAAGAAUGCAUGGUCUCUGAGAUUCCUCGUCUAAUUGGAGAUAUUUUUUUCCAAGUAGAGUUGAGUGGCCCGUCUUCCAAGUCAUUGACAGAAAUUCCACCUGCAUCUUUUUCUAUUAAACAGACUUUGGUGGAGGUUCUCCUUCCAAGUUUAGCUAUGGCUGAUAUACCAGGCUUUUUGACAGUGAUCGAAAGCCAAAUUUGGUCAACAGCGUCUGAUUCACCUGUCCACAUGGUAUCCUUGUUGACUCUCAUAAGGAUUAUGCGUGGUUCUCCAAGAUAUUUGGCCCAGUACCUUGACAAGGUUGUCAACUUCAUUUUACAGACUAUAGAUCCUAGCAACUCAGUCUUGCGGAAGGCGUGCUUCCAGAGUUCCUGGACAACUUUUAAAGAAGUUGUACGUGUAUAUCCUAUGGUUGCUGUCAAUGAGUCUUGGACCAGACUAGCAGUUGGAGAUGUGAUUGGAGAGGUUAACAAUGCAAGCAUUAGGGUUUAUGAUAUGCAAAGUGUAACAAUGAUAAAGGUUUUGGAUGCAAGUGGACCUCCAGGACUUCCUAGUUUGCUCACCGCAACCGCUUCAGGAGCAGUGUUAACUACUGCAAUCUCAGCACUAAGCUUUUCACCAGAUGGAGAGGGGCUGGUUGCUUUUUCGGAACAUGGGCUUAUGAUUAGAUGGUGGUCACUGGGAUCUUUCUGGUAUGAGAAACUGAGCCGGAACUUUGUUCCUGUCCAGUGCACAAAAUUAAUAUUUGUUCCUCCUUGGGAGGGAUUCUCACCUAAUUCAUCCCGGUCAAGCAUUAUGGCCAGCAUUUUGGAUACUGAAAAGCAGCUUAAUUUGCAGAAUAAUGCAAAGGAUUCAAAUCAUGUGGACAGUUUGAAGCAAUUGCUUCAUAAUCUGGACCUCUCUUAUCGAUUAGAAUGGGUUGCGGAACGGAAAGUACUUCUUACAAGGCAUGGUAAUGAACUGGGCACUUUUCAGUUGUAGCGGUGGUGGAAAUUUCAGUGAUUUCACAGUUUUAGUUGAGGCUCUGUGUGAAAUGUACCUUUAGCAUGUAUAGCAGCUCAAACAAGCAACAGAAGUUUUUUUUUUAAUCUGCUCAUACUAGAGUGCUUUUGGAGGAGAUAUUCAUUGAAGCACUUAAAAUUCAACACUACAUUUGAGGAUUUAUUGAGAUAAGCAAAUAUGGAUUCAGUUCCACUUAGUGAUGCUCCUCAGGAAGUCCUUUAAAAAGGAAUGUUUUGGGCGGAACCGGAAGCCAAUUGGAUGGUUUUAGUGAUUUGGCUAUCAUUUUGAGAAAAUACUGACAAAAGAAGAAAAGGGGCCUUGCAAUUUCUGAAUUGUUGCAAACUAAUUGUGAUGGACCAAAUAAUCACAAAAUCGUUCAAAAUGAGUCACCACUGGGAUUGUCAAUUUGGUCACUGCAUAUAAAAUAGUUAAAUAGUUUCUCGAGAAUAACGGGAAAUGUUAGUUUUGUUAGUGAGCAGAGAGGCUUGUGCAGUUUUUUUUUUCUUUCCUAAUUUAUAUUAUUAGAGCAAAUUGAGUUGAUCUCUUCUGUAUUUUACAGAAGUCAUUCGUUCUAUUUUCCCCGUCAACAUUUGUACAGACAGGGCCUUUAGCAUCUCUUGAAGUUUUAUUGAGAAUGAGAAUAGUGUGUUUACCGAUGUACACGUUGAGACUUUGAUUGAACAAAAGCAAUGCAACUAAACAAGCAAUACAAUGCCUUUAUUCCUUAA